AUGGCACAUGACGCCAUGGGUCGGGACCUGGGCCCGAUCGAGGCGGUUCCUGUACCACCUACUCAGACCUAUUCACGGUAUCGCAGUCUGCGCGGCAAGAGCGUGUCAUCGCCGCGUGACUUCGGUGUAUUUCGGGAUGACGACAUCCCUCAAAGCGAUUCAAUCCGCACAGGGCUGGAACAAAGCGAUAGUCUGAACUCGCUUAGAUCCCGUUCCAAGAGCGUUUCAUAUCACGGCAACGCAACAGGGUCUAAGGAUCCCCCGCCUGUCGCGCCGGCGCCCACAAGAGGCAUACUGAGCCCUAGGUCCAUCAAUAUUUCCGCACCGUCUGGCCGCAAGAUAUUGGAGAAUAUAAAAUCUCCCAUUUUUAGUUCAGGCAUUCCACCUUGGAAAUCGUUUUCCAAGAUCAACAAGCCAGCCAAUAAGGACGUGGGUGGCACAGACGGGGACUGCACGGCGGCGGGUCCUCAAUCCCAGAACCAGGUUGACAAUCCAGAGGGCCAAGGGAAGGGCCAAGAGGAGGGCCAAGAGGAGGGCCAACAACACGGCCAUCUCAGUAACGACCGAGGAGACUCGGUACCGCUGCCAAAGGCCGAGAGCGCAAACGAGCCUGCGGUUGAGGACGAGCCCAAAGAGCCCAGGGACGACAGCGCCGUUUCGGACAUCAAACAAGGAAGCCACAAGGACACCGACCACUUGGCUGAUGAGGUCGCGCGCCUUGAGGCUGAGACUGAUAGAAUCCUUGCCGAACAAAAGAAGUUGGACAUUGCGCGACUUCAAGCCCACCUCGUCGCACCUCCGCCAAAGCCCAAGCGCCAACUACUUGACAAACUCAUUUUCUUCUCGCGAGGUAAACGAUCCACUGGUGCAAGCCAGCCUGGGACACCCAGCACAAUUGUGUCGGCCAUCUUCUCACCAGCCACCAGCCAUUCCAGCCGGGACAGUAUUGGGGAACCAGCAACACCCAGUCUACCUGGUCUAUCCGCCUUCAAGAUGAGUUUCAUUGCGCCCGGAGGAAAGGGUGUUGUUCCGCAAACCGAUGCGCCAGUGUCUGCUAGCAACGGCGGAGAGCGACGUAUAACUGUACGAUGCUUUUCAUCCACCCUCAGUCUGCUGGUGACAGCAGAUACGACUCCUGUUGACAUUCUCGGGGCCACGGCGGACCAGACAAGACAUGACAUAGAUCCAGCAAAAUGUGUCACAAUAGAGUGCUAUUCUGCCCUUGGCCUUGAGCGUCGCCUCCGUCGCUACGAGCGCGUUCGUGACGUCAUGAACUCUUGGGACAAGGACAAGCAACAUUCUCUGCUCGUUAUAAAGUCCGAAUCCCCAGACCGUGACAAGGAUCUGGACUUGCAAGCUGCUCCUCUCACCACAGAGCCUCCCCAAGGGUUUUCCAUGCAAAUGCAUCACUCGUCAAAGACUGGCAAAUGGACUCAGCGCUGGGUGACGCUUCUUGAAAACGGACAGAUUUACGCUGCCAAGUCGCCGAAUGCUAAUGCCUCAAGCAAGGAUAGUAUUGUCUUAUGCCACAUGACCGACUUUGACAUUUACUCCCCGAGAGAGAGUCAGACGCGCCGUCAUCUUCGGCCGCCUCACAAGUUUUGCUAUGCCAUUAAGAGCCAGCAAAAGCCCGUCGUAUUUGCCAACACCGAGAACUUUGUCCACUACUUCUCGACGGAUGAUGCACAGCAGGCAGCCCGAUUUUUUGAAAAGGUGCACGCUUGGCGAAGCUGGUAUCUGGUCAAUCGAAUGGUAGAUCUUCAGGAGAAGAGUCGAGUUCCGCAAAUUGCGCUUGGCCCUAGAAGCAAUAGCAGUGAAAGCCCCAAGAAAAGCAUCAGGAGCGGUAAUACCAGCGUACGGGCUUCUACUGUUUCAUUGCAAAAGGACGACGAGGGCGAGCCGCUCAUGAAUGUCAAUGCAUUCCGUAUGAGUAAGAUUGUCAUCACGCCCGAGGAAGCAAAAACCAGAAGAUCAAUGUCUGUCAAGUCGAAAUCGUCGGUUAAUCGCUCCGGAACUGUGAAGAAGAAUAUGCAUGCGGACGCCGGGUUUUCUAAAACUGCCAAGGGAGCUGAAUCGGAAUUUGCAGCAGGCGGUUUGCUAGGCAAUGCCUAUGAUGCUAAACUCAAGCAGAGCGAUGCUGCCUCUGUGGUGUCCAAGACUGCUCCAGAUGGGCCCUUUACCGAGGCCCCGUCUCUUUUGAACGGUGGCAUCUCCAACUCCUUAUCAGAUGCUUCUGAGAAGGCCAAAAAGCAAUCUGAGGAAGAAAAGAAGAGACCUGAAAUUACGUCUUGGUUCCCCUCUGCUGCGGAGCACUCAGCUCGUAUUCGCAGUCAAUCCUUCCACCCACCGUCGUCAUCAUACCAACAGCGCAGACCAAUGACUGCUGACACUGGGGCCAUGGCGACGCGCAGUCGCUCAGAGAAGCAUCCUGCGCCUUUGCUCAGCUUCUCAAAAGACUUUCCUGAGCCUCCACGGUUUCGCGAAGGCCCAGCUGGCGUUAGGCAAGCUCCUGGUCAGCCGCUAGUUAGCUACGCAACAGGUGGCGCAAUGAGAGAGCCUCGUGAUGGUAUUCCCCGAAGAAACAUGUCUCGACGUGGAUUACCUGCUUCACAUGACGGUGGUCUUACUGGGCAACCGCCGCCAUCGCCCCAUCGUCCCUCUCCAUCUCCAGGAUCUCGUGCUCGUAGCAAGACCUCUAGUUCGCCAAAUCGAUUCAACGCUGGUGAUGUCCAUUCCCCUCCUAUGCCAGCUACAUCUAGCCGACGUCGCCCGCAUAAUGGGGAGCCUCAUAACCCACAACUGAAUCGUCCUGAGCCGCUGGUGAAUCGGGCAAGGUGA
Molecule: messenger RNA, 2838 nt
Organism: Metarhizium robertsii ARSEF 23
Lineage: Eukaryota; Fungi; Ascomycota; Sordariomycetes; Hypocreales; Clavicipitaceae
Exons: 2
Coding region: 1-2838 (945 amino acids)
Source: RefSeq, a predicted model, not a curated record